GCUUCGUUCGUUUCCGGCAUUUUGGCUUGGGUGGAAGACGGAAAGUUUUUGGUGUCUGACAAAAAUUUCAGUUUUGCACGUAAAACUCUUGAGUUAUUUUCCAUUAAAUAAUAUUUGACUCGAUCGUAGUGUUACUACAGCCAAAAUGUCUUAUAAUACACGAAGAUCGUACAGCAGCGCUCCGCAAAACGCACAGCAAAGUUCAGCAGUCGGGCAAAGAAGACCUAUAGGCAGUAAUUUUGUAUCCGGAGGACAGGUGCUGCUGAGCUAUACAGAGCCAUGCUUCCAAAUACGCAACAGCAACAGAGGGGUGCCCAGCAGACUGGCAUCAAUUUUAAAAACCAGCAACAAUCUCAGCAAACUUAUCAACAACAAUCCUACUCAACCCAGCCACCAGUAAAGCAGGAACCGGUUAAACCUACUCCACCACCAACUCCAGCUCCGAUACAGAACAUCGUGAAGGUACAACAGAACAUCCCUAAAAAGGAUGUCCCCAUCCAGGGAGCCAAUCCACCGGCACCGGAAGGCAAUGGAGGGUGGCGAAGAUGACGGAACUAGGAAGAAGUUCUGGUUCAAAAACAAGGGUAAAAUCUCCAAGGCUGAGAGAGUGAGGAGACGCAACGCCAGAUUGAGCAAGAUUCUCCAGCCCAAGAAUGCGGUUAUGAUCCUUAAUGAGCUGGUCAAAGGGUGCCAAUACUCCAUUGACGAUAGCUCUUUAAAAGUAGAGACCAAUCAGUUCAAGGCUUCGGUUCAGUUUGAUGGCCACGAAUUUAAUGGAACAGGUCGUACCAAAGUGGGAGCAAAGAACGCGGCUGCCGAAGUAGCCCUGAAAUACUUGAUCAAAACCAAGCAGUUCAAGUUGAAGCAAGAGGAGGAUGAUGGAGAGGGCGCUGAUGAGAAAAUGGAGAUUGAAGAAACUGACAAUAAUCAAGUGUUGCCAUGGAGCCACAUCGCUUCAUUCGCCAUGUACAAGCUGUUCACGUCUUGGGGCGAAGAUCCAACAACAGCAAUUAAGCAAGCUCAAGAGUCUCAAACGCCAGGGCAAGAUGGAGCUCUAUCAGUAGGUGCCCCCCUCAAGAUGGACGCAAGGCCAUCAAGAAAGAUGCCUGACAAUCCGGAAACCGUCAAUCCGCUCAUGAUGAUGAACCAGAUGUUGCCGCAUGCCGAGUGGGAGGAGCUUCCCAAAGUGGGAACCACGCCCGCCGUGUUCUCUUUCAAAGUCACAGUCGACGGCAAGUCAUUUACUGGCACUGGUUCCAGCAAGAAGGUUGCUAAAAAGAUGGCUGCCUACGCCGCUUGUCACCACGUUCUGAACAUUUUAUAUCCAGCUGACGUCUGGUCACCGCUGUAAAGAUGGCAUUUAUCUCAAAUUUCAGUCUGUUUUUACUAAACUGACUAUUAUUAAUAUAUUUAAGUACACGACAUUUGAAGUAUCUUAGGUUAAAAUUAAUUGCAAUGUAGACUUUAUUUUUUAUGUGACUAUCUGUUUUUGAGAUAGUAAUAUGAUUUUUCUUUAGAUUUGAAGUAUUAUAUAAACUUAUAUAUGAUAAAACUUUAUUGAUGCAUGAAUUAAUUAUUGUACUUGAAUACAUGUAACUUAUGGUGA
Sitophilus oryzae (rice weevil) is the source of this 1606-nucleotide messenger RNA. Its product is annotated as double-stranded RNA-specific editase Adar-like. The transcript is spliced from 10 exons. Gene Ontology annotation, biological process: adenosine to inosine editing; RNA processing. Gene Ontology annotation, molecular function: double-stranded RNA adenosine deaminase activity; tRNA-specific adenosine deaminase activity; double-stranded RNA binding. Lineage: Eukaryota; Metazoa; Arthropoda; Insecta; Coleoptera; Curculionidae. Gene Ontology annotation, cellular component: nucleolus; cytoplasm. Bases 488 to 1351 code for a protein of 287 amino acids. The record is from RefSeq and is a predicted model, not a curated record.